GCGAGGGUGGGUGCCUCCUCCGUUGGAACUACCCCUUGACAACAGCCCCGCGACCAUUCUCACCCUCGGCGGCCGCGGCGGAGGCUCCGCUUCGCAACACCGAAGCGGGUCCCCACCGAAAUUCGCGCGCGCGAUCAAUCGGGAACAGUGGUGCGAAUCAAUCAACAACGGUCCCCGGGUACGAGACGUCGGCCUGUCCGUCGUUCUCAUCCGCGGGGAGACGGAACCCCACGGCGUGCUCGGAACGUGAACGACAGCCUGCCGUUCGUUCAGUUUCAGCAUGGAGUGCCCCGAAGCGGUAGAACGAGGUCGGAAUUUUCGUCUGCUAGCUGAAGAGGAGUUAUCUAAGCUCUUGGAUUUUCUUACGGAAUACUUGCCUGACUCGUUGAAGUUUCAACAAACCGUAUUAACUUAUAUGCGAGAUAGAGUCUGGGAAUUCCAUUUCUACGUGGCUAACGAUUGGCCAGAGGACGCAAUCUGUUUACAUUUUCCCGGAAUGACAUUAUCUCCACACGGUUUGGUGUACGAGAGUGUCGGCGUCUUCUGCCCGAACGACCGGCUGGAGUUGCUUCGCCUUCUCCGAGAGGAGGACAUUCUGAUAGACUGGUCGAGACCUUUGUACAUUAAUUUCGUUCACUCCGACAUUGCCGAGGAAUUAACGCGUCUUUACGAAGGUACCGGCACCAUCGAGACAGUGGUGGGCGAUGUCUGCGCGUGCGAUUACUUGGAGCAGGAGGAAGAAAGCCAAGAGGAGGAGUCCGACUCUGACGUUCAGGUGCGGCAACUCAAGGCCGAGCACGCCGAGGGAAUCCACGAAUUGUAUCCGGCGAACGACAUGGAAUGUCACGAGGUUUUCCUUCGACUUAUCAGGACACUACCCGCGGCGGGAGUGUUCGCGAAGGGUAGCUUGGCCGCUUGGAUGGUCCAAUCCUAUUACGGAGCUAUGUUCUCCAUGCAGACCAAGCCGGAAUAUCGUAGGAAGGGGUAUGGGACGAAGUUAGCAAGGUACCUGACAAAACGCGUAGCCGAGAAAGGGUAUUAUCCGUUUGUAGUUAUACGUCCAGAAAAUGAAGCUAGUCAAAGCUUGUACAAGAAGCUGGGUUUUAGACGGCUAUACCAACUCGUUCGUAUGAUUUUUAUGCCUUUCACGUGGCAAGAGAGCGAGAACGACGCGAAUAUUCUUAGGGAUAACUUGGAGAACGCCGUGAGACAGCUCACGAUCGAGCAGAGGGUAAUAACGGCGUUACACGGCCAGGAGAGGAACGAGGAAACGAUACGAGAUCCCGCGGGAAUCGCGGAGGACGAGCCGAUCGUCGACAAGUCCGAGGGUGGAGAGGAGGUCGAGGAAGAACUUUUCGAAACCAUCGAGGAGCAGUCUGAAGAGAGGACAGACAUCGCGGAUAGUAACGCGGACGGCACGACGAACGAAGAUGCGCCGGAAGUUGUGGGAGUUAACGGCUCUUGCGAGUGCGAGACGGAUGCCGGCGGUGGGGACGAAUAAGUUUCUAGAAAAACGUUUAUGCGAUAAACGACGGUCCAUAAUUCGAUACGUUUUGUUUGCUCGAAGACACGCUCUUCACCGUGGGACAUUGACAAAUAGCGAAGUAUUUAAGAAAAAUUACGAACGAAAGUUACACGAGUGCGGAAAGUUCUUAGAAAUGGACUUGCUUGUAUAUAACUUUCCUAACAGUUGUUUGAAAUCUACUUAGUUCGAUAGAUAUAAACGUCCAUUUAUAAAUAAUGACGAUUUACGUGAAUCAUAUUCAAUAAUGAUUCACGGUGAAUGAUAUAUUACUUUUAAAUUAUUAUCGACGAUACAUUGAACACAUGUGACAACUUUCCGAAACACGGGAUACACACAUACACAGCGAUAUAUUAUACGGGAUUUCGGUUGUACUAUUAACUAAAUGAUAACGAUACGCCAUCAUGUGAGGGAAGCUGCAUUCUUCGAGCGAUAGAAACGGAAGAAGAGAGUCAAAGAUAGAAAAAGUAUUUUAAGAGAUUUCAACAUUAUGGCACCGCGUUCGUGCGAGGCUUCAGUAUUCACAUACGCGGAAUCAAAAUUCCUCGUGUGAUUCCUCAUAUCAGACUCUUUCCAAAACGUCGUGAAAAAUCUCAGGUAUCGAAUAGCUACGUACCUUUGGGUUGCCAAUGUUAUAGUCUCGUUAAAGUCUAUCUUGUAUCGUUCUCCUAUUACGUUGGUAAAUAUAUAAUUUGAGAAAAAGAAAGGUCGUUGAUGUUAUCAAUGAUUCGUCAUAAAAAAAAUGCGUUUAGAGAAACGCAUCUGUUUAAUAUAUACUUUAAUCUUUCUAAAUAAAUUAAAUAGAAUUGUCAUAUUGUGGUUGACCAUUUGUGUCUAUAUUUCGCGUUUUCUCCACGUUUGUUCAACGUUUCUCGUCUACUUCGCCAUUAUUAUUGAUAAAGAAUAUACAAUGCGCGGUGUACGACGACAUUUAAUUAUUAGGAAAUUUCGUAUUAACGUUUUCUACAUCGUUAUCGAGUUCCAAAACUCGCAAAUUUUAUGUAUUGAUUUCUAGCUACUUAGAAAAUCUCUAUAAUAAAUAGACUUUGUUGUGGGACAGGGGGGGUUCAGAUUUGACUGUUCCACGAAUUUGUAAGUCUAAAGUCGUCACGAGCGGUGGAGGGCACGCUAAUUUUCACCAAACGCGAAGUGACUGCGGGGUUACUCAAACUGUGAUUAUAAUUUUCAUGUAUAAAGUAGAAUCUCGAGAGAAAAAUAUGACGAAGCCUCGUGCGAUCUCGACACGCUUUUCUCGAUAUAAUAGACGUAAUUUGCUGUGCCGGUGCAAUACAAAUACAAGUUGUGUGUGUGUGAGUUCUUGACAGAAAUUCGUCACGCCAAUAUCGACCUCUUACAUUCCUCAAUAUGCAUACGAUUAUAUUCCAUAAUUUAUAGAUUAUAGAUAUUUCAAAGUUAAAUAAUUAUAAAUAUAAUUUCGUUAGGAAAAAAACGCUUUGCUUCGGUGACCGCGGGAAAUUGAACGAAUACAAUUUUCUGUACUGUUUUACGCACCGUCACAGCGAUUACCUUAGCGUGCGAGUUAAUAAUAAUGAUAAUAUUAAUGAUAAAAAAA
This is a messenger RNA of Temnothorax curvispinosus, 3095 nucleotides long. RefSeq lists its product as uncharacterized. The transcript has 5 exons. The record is from RefSeq and is a predicted model, not a curated record. Lineage: Eukaryota; Metazoa; Arthropoda; Insecta; Hymenoptera; Formicidae. Bases 281 to 1501 code for a protein of 406 amino acids. Gene Ontology annotation, molecular function: acyltransferase activity, transferring groups other than amino-acyl groups.